Molecule: messenger RNA, 839 nt
Organism: Drosophila bipectinata
Lineage: Eukaryota; Metazoa; Arthropoda; Insecta; Diptera; Drosophilidae
Source: RefSeq, a predicted model, not a curated record
UCGGACAAGUUCAGGAUGUUCUUUAAGACGCUUCUCUUGCUAAUGGCAGCUAAUGUCCUUUCGGCAGGACACAUUGGCCAUCCUGAAAAUCGUAUCAUUGGAGGAAGUAAUACAGCUAUCGAGGCAGCUCCUUGGCAGGUUUUUUUACAAAAACUUGAAAGAGGUUGGAUUUCUGAUUGUGGUGGUUCACUAAUAAGACCCGACAUCGUGUUAACAGCCGGCCAUUGUGUAAUUUCUAAUGGACCAGCAGAAUUUUCUGUUCGAGUUGGUUCUUCAAACAAAAACAAAGGAGGACAACUUUUCACCGUUGCGAAGAUUGUGGUACACCCAGAUUAUAAAAUAGACAAUACGCCUAUUUUUCUCAACGACAUUGCCUUGGUGAGAUUAAGCAAUCCCGUUAAAAUUGGUCCUACAGCUCAAACUAUUGCACUGGCUACGCACGCACCUCCUGCUGGAGCCCAGGCCUUGAUCACCGGAUGGGGAAGGAUCUUGCAUUUUGUGACAGAGGGUCCUAUCAUAUUGCAAGGAAUUAAUGUAACCAUUGUGCCCUCCGAUGAAUGCACCAUAUUUCCAUGGAUUAAUGAGAAAAUCAUAUGCGCCGGAUCAAAGGGGAAAACAACAUGCGAUGGCGAUUCCGGAGGAGCUUUGGUUGUAAAUAAUCAGGUGGUGGGUGUGGUUUCUGCUGGGGUUCGAACAUGUGAUACUCCAACAAUCUAUGUCAACGUUCCCUACUACCAUCAGUGGAUUUUAGGAGCAAUUAAAGAAUUAUAUUUAUAAAUAUAAAAAGAAUAAAUAAAUGCCCCCUUAAAGGGAUGAGGAGGAUCCUCUUCAAAUGAGUA